Molecule: messenger RNA, 1074 nt
Organism: Pestalotiopsis fici W106-1
Lineage: Eukaryota; Fungi; Ascomycota; Sordariomycetes; Amphisphaeriales; Sporocadaceae
Product: Ribosome-interacting GTPase 2
Exons: 4
Coding region: 1-1074 (357 amino acids)
Biological process (GO): cytoplasmic translation
Cellular component (GO): cytoplasm
Molecular function (GO): GTP binding; GTPase activity
Source: RefSeq, a predicted model, not a curated record
AUGAGGAAGACGCAGAAAAACAAGGCCACAGAAUAUCAUCUUGGUCUUCUAAAAGGAAAGCUUGCACGGCUACGCGCACAACUUCUAGAGCCCGGUCCCGGAUCCGGAGGUGGACCGGGUGCCGGAUUUGAUGUUAGCAAGAGCGGAGAUGCCAGAAUAGCAUUGGUCGGCUUUCCGUCGGUGGGAAAGUCGACAUUCCUGUCCAAGGUCACCAAGACGCGGUCCGAGGUGGCGUCUUACGCCUUCACAACCCUGACGGCGAUUCCUGGGGUGCUCGAGUACGGCGGCGCCGAGAUCCAGCUGCUCGAUUUGCCGGGUAUCAUUGAGGGCGCCUCCGAGGGCAAGGGUCGUGGUCGACAGGUCAUCUCGGCGGCCAAGACCAGCGACUUGAUUCUCAUGGUGCUCGACGCCACCAAGAAGGCCGAGCAGCGGGCGCUGCUCGAGGCCGAACUCGAGGCUGUCGGCAUCCGGCUCAACCGCGAGCCACCCAACAUCUAUCUCAAGCCCAAGAAGGCCGGCGGCAUGAAGAUCAACUUCCAACAGCCGCCGAAGAACCUUGAUGACAAGAUGGUCUACAAUAUCCUGCGCGAUUACAAGAUGCUCAACUGCGAGGUUCUGAUUCGUGACGAUGAGGCUACCGUCGACGACCUGAUUGAUGUCAUCAUGAAGGACCACCGCAAGUAUAUCAAGUGCUUAUAUGUCUACAACAAGAUCGACAGUGUGUCGCUCGACUUCCUAGACAGGCUGGCUCGGGAACCCCAUACAGUUGUCAUGAGUUGCGAGCUGGACCUCGGCAUACAAGAUGUCAUUGAUCGGUGCUGGAAAGAGCUACAAUUGGUUCGCAUCUACACCAAGCGGAAAGGCAUCGAUCCAGAUUUCAGCGAAGCGCUGAUCGUCAAGAAGGAUGCUACUAUUGAGGACGUCUGCGACCGUAUUCACAGGACUCUGAAGGACACAUACAAGUAUGCCUUGGUAUGGGGUGCAUCCGCGAGGCACGUUCCGCAACGGGUCGGUCUCGGUCAUACAGUAGCCGACGAGGAUGUUGUGUAUAUUGUCAGCUCUUUCAAAGCAUAG